AUGUUCUGCCAUCUAGACUUUCCACGCGCUGCUGCUGUGCCCAAUCUUGUUCCUAUAACGCUCCCGCCCUCCCUAUCGCAGCGGAAGCGCGUUCAUCGUUGGGCGAUCAUCCUGAGUGGACUUUCGAACGAAGAGCGCCGGCGAUGUGUGCUAGUCUCACGCAUGUUCCGAUAUGCAAUCUAUCUUUCUGCCUCCCACCUCCUCAACAACAACUAUAGCGGCCAACGCUUCGUGCAGGAUGUUACUCAGCAGUACUCGCGGGCGAUGACGAAUAUGUGGCCCUACCUCCGUCUGCGGGAGGCGGAAGUCCUGCAGCGCCGGAAGGCGUACAAGCAUUCGUUUCUUGCUGAGUUCUUCGAGUCCAAUGGCUUGCCAAAUCCAAUUGCGGAUCACAUAUGGGCCAGUCCUGAUAGUGAGCGCCAGAUCAUUGUGAUAUUAAGAUUUAUCAUGACAAGACUCUGGUUCACGCUGUCGCUCGGAACGUACAAUGGCAAGAACGAUUCUCGGUUGUGGCUAUGCGGUAUUGUCGUCGAUGCUCAAGAGGUCAUCAAGGGCGAGAUCUGGAGCGUUACAGUCUUGUCUCGACCGUCCGAUGGAGUAGACCCACAGAAGGUAUCUUUCCACGUUCUGGAGGCGACAUGCGAAGUUGUAGGGCAUACGCUACCUAAAGACGACCCUGCUGCAAGAGUCAUUGACAGCGUCGUCCCUCUGCGUGCUGACUGGUCAGCAUAUAUCUCAGAAUGCCUGACGUAUCCGGAUGGUCAUCCGGACGACUCCCUCCUCUCGCAUAUCAGAUGGACAAAUCAUGAAGAGUACACAUGCGGCGUCAGCAAGCUCUGGCAGGCGCGUAUUGCACGGGAAGGCGACCUCGGCGCUGCGAAACGUGUCGUGGCGUGUGUGGUUGGCAAUAGUGUUAGUGGACAGUGGAUGUCAGCGGCGGAGAUGGCCCAAGACUUUGCCGGGCUCCCUACGCGAGUUCCUCAGGGGAAUACGAAGUCUAAGACACAACUUGUCAAUUUAUAUUUGCCAGAGUGA
Messenger RNA from Sparassis crispa, 1035 nucleotides. RefSeq lists its product as hypothetical. The transcript has 4 exons. Lineage: Eukaryota; Fungi; Basidiomycota; Agaricomycetes; Polyporales; Sparassidaceae. Bases 1 to 1035 code for a protein of 344 amino acids. The record is from RefSeq and is a predicted model, not a curated record.